Molecule: messenger RNA, 1332 nt
Organism: Fomitopsis serialis
Lineage: Eukaryota; Fungi; Basidiomycota; Agaricomycetes; Polyporales; Fomitopsidaceae
Product: amidohydrolase 2
Exons: 4
Coding region: 78-1214 (378 amino acids)
Biological process (GO): secondary metabolic process
Cellular component (GO): cytoplasm; cytosol
Molecular function (GO): carboxy-lyase activity; hydrolase activity
Source: RefSeq, a predicted model, not a curated record
CGAUCGUAUCGCGGUCUGCACCUUGUCCUUUCCGGUCACCUCCCGUGCACAUCUGACUGCCUGUUCGGAGUGCGGACAUGGCUGCGGCUGCCUCGCGGGGUCUUCUCGUCGACGUGCACACGCAUGUCUACCUCCCCCGCUAUGUCUCCUUCCUGCGUUCCCGCACCUCAGUUCCCCGCAUCUUCUCCAGGAGCACCCCAGAUGGCCGCACGGAGGAGAGGCUGCUCAUUCUCGAUGCUGAGCCGAGCGGCGGGCGUCCCAUGGGACCACAGUACUUUGAACGGGACCUCAAGUUGAGGUUCAUGGAGAAGCAUGGCAUCGACAUAUCCAUCGUGAGUUCGGCCAAUCCAUGGCUUGACUUCCUACCUGCGACCGCGGCGCACCAGCUAGCAAACGAACUAAACGAUGACCUCGAAAUGUAUUGCUCUACAUCCGCGAACGUACACGGCAGCUCGCUCAAGCAGCUUUACGGUCUCGGCCUCCUGCCCCUCGUACCGGAAGUGACGACCACUUCCCUGCUCGAGACCGUGCGGCAGAUAUCCGCUCUUCCUCAUCUGAAGGGGAUUAUCAUGGGCUCGCGCGGUCUCGGCAAGGGCCUGGACGACGACGCACUCGAACCGGUGUGGGCGGCACUCGAGAAGGCAGGACUCGUCGUGUUCCUCCAUCCGCACUACGGCGUCGACGGCAAGGAAUGGGGCGACAAGGAGAACGGCCAUGUCCUCCCGCUCGCUCUGGGUUUCCCCUUCGAGACAACCAUCGCCAUCACGCGCCUCAUCCUCUCAGGUGUAUUCGACCGCUUCCUCAGCCUGCGCAUCCUCCUCGCACACUCGGGCGGUGCUCUCCCGCAGCUGUCCUCCCGCCUGGCUUCCUGCAUCGACCACGACCCCGUCGUCGCCUCCCGCCUCAAGCAUGACGCACGCUUCUACCUCGGCAAGCUCUACCUCGAUGCCGUCGCGUACGGGUCCGAGGAGCUGGGCUUCGUCAGUGACGUUAUAGGCCGCGCGGAGAAAUUCACGCAGAGCGGGUCCUCCGCCGGGGCUUCGGCGGGUGCGGGUCUCGAGCAGAGGAAGUUGGGUAGCAAGCGAAUGCUGUUCGGCACCGACCACCCGUUCUUCCCACCGUUGCAGGAAACUGACAAGUGGAAGAGCGUGGUGGAGAACCUGGAAGCUAUCGAUGGCGUCUAUGGUUGGAGCGAGGAAGACAAGGGGGCGUGAGGGGAGGUAACGCGCUCGCGUUGUUCGGGCUGCAGAACGCAUAGAGUGCGCAGAACUGGGCCCGCGCUUGCUUACUGCUACAUUGUGAUAUCCUAGAAGAAUAAACAAGUACUCUACA